GGAAAGAAAUGGGUAUUUGUUUUUUGCUUCACUGUCAUGCACUUUACCAUUUUGCUUCUUCGUUGAAAGUCUCAAAAAGUGUGCCUUUCAAUCUUCACUCUCUCUCUCUUUCUUUCUCUCAUUGAAUCCUCAAACUCCGAUUCCGAAUCUCAGACCUCCGUUGCUCAAUUUCCCUUCUUCCGAUUCAUCUCAUUGAGUCAACUCAUCUCCCCAUUUCCUCAACUUUCUCUCUUUCUCUCAGCUCACUGUUUUCUUCACUUGUUGUUCUCUUCUUCCUUAUCUCUCUGUUUUUCUCUUUGUUUAUCACCUUGUUUCCCUUUUUUACCAUUUGGGUUUUCUUCAUUUUGGGCCAACCAGCUUUUCUCUUCUUGUACUUAUUCUAUUUGAUUUUGGAUUUUCUCUCACUUCGAUGAUUCCCAGGGAGAUUUCCCUUCUAAUUCCCCGAAAAUUACAAAAAUUCUUCGUUUCAUUUGCUGUUUCAUGUUUCCCACCAUAUUUUACUGCUCUUGAUUUUGUGUUUUGAUUCUUCAAAUCUUUUAUUGUUUGGGGUCUCUGGGUGUUUAGGGUUUGUGUCGAAAAUGACGGCACCGGUGUCCGUUGAUGGGAAAGGGAAGAAGAAUAUUGAGAAUUUGGUGUCUGCUACUAGGUCAUUGAAGGCUAGCUUAGAGAAAUCUAGGACUUUAGGGUUUUCUUUGCAGAAAGCUGGGCCGAGAUUGGAGGAGAUUAGGCAAAGAUUGCCGACUUUAGAAGCGGCGGUUCGGCCUAUUCGUGCUGAUAAGGAAGCCCUUGUUGCCGUCGGUGGCCAUAUAAAUCGGGCUGUUGGCCCUGCCGCGGCCGUGCUUAAGGUUUUCGAUGCAGUUCAUGGCCUUGAAAAAUCUCUAUUAUCGGACCCGCGGAAUGAUCUUCAUGGGUAUUUGUCUGUGUUGAAACGUAUGGAAGAGGCAUUGAGGUUUUUGGGAGAUAACUGUGGACUGGCAAUCCAGUGGUUGGAGGACAUUGUUGAGUAUUUGGAAGAUAAUACUGUUGCUGAUGAGAAAUAUCUAGCGAGUUUGAAGAAUUCGUUGAAAAAUCUUAGGGAUUUGCAGAGUGAUGAAGGGAGGACUCGGCUUGAUGGGGGCCUUCUGAAUGCUGCUUUAGAUAAACUCGAGAACGAGUUUAGGCGGCUUUUGACGGAGCACAGUGUACCUCUUCCAAUGUCUUCUUCGGCGUCUCCAGGUGAGCAAGCUUGCAUUGCUCCAUCCCCAUUGCCUGUCACUAUCAUUCCGAAAUUGCAAGCCAUUCUUGGGAGAUUGAUUGCUAAUAAACGACUCGAGAGUUGCAUAUCGAUUUAUGUUGAAGUUCGUAGUUCUAAUGUUAGGGCUAGUUUGCAGGCUCUUGAUUUGGAUUACUUGGAGAUAUCUGUUUCUGAGUUCAAUGAUGUGCUGAGCAUCGAAGGGUACAUUGCAAAAUGGGGAAAGCAUUUGGAGUUUGCAGUGAAACACUUGUUUGAGGCCGAGUUCAAGCUUUGUAAUGACGUUUUUGAGAGGAUUGGAUUGGAUGUUUGGAUGGGGUGUUUUGCAAAGAUAGCAACUCAAGCAGGUAUUCUUGCAUUUCUUCAAUUUGGGAAAACUGUAACAGAAAGUAAGAAUGAUCCUAUUAAGCUACUGAAGUUGUUGGAUAUAUUUGCAUCCUUGAACAAACUGAGACUAGACUUCAAUAGGCUUUUUGGCGGGGCGGCCUGUUUGGAAAUUCAAAACUUGACUAGGGAUCUCAUUAAGCGGGUUAUUGAUGGUGCGGCCGAGAUUUUCUGGGAACUUUUAGUUCAGGUGGAGCUGCAGAGGCAAAAUUCUCCACCUUUAGAUGGGGGAGUUCCACGAUCGGUUAGCUUCAUUAUUGAUUACAGUAACAAACUACUCAGUGACGAUUAUCGGCCGAUCUUGACCCAGGCCCUUGUCAUUCACCGAAGUUGGAAGAAAGAAAAGUUCCAAGAGGGUCUACUUGUCAGUGAGGUAACGAACCUUGUUAAAGCUAUUGAGCAUAAUCUUGAAACUUGGAUAAAGGCUUAUGAAGAUUCUACCUUGUCAAACUUUUUUGCAAUGAACAAUCAUUGGCAUCUAUACAAGCACCUCAAAGGAACAAAAGUCGGAGAACUAAUGGGAGAUAAACUAAAGGAACAUGAACAAUACAAGGAUUACUAUGCUGCAGUUUUCUUGAGGGAGAGCUGGACUAAACUUCCUAGCCAUUUAAGCAGAGAGGGUUUGAUAAUGUUCUCGGGUGGCCGAGCUACUGCUCGUGAUCUCGUCAAGAAACGUCUGAAGACAUUCAAUGAAGCUUUUGAAGACAUGUAUAAGAAGCAGUCAAACUGGGUUAUGACUGACAAAGAGUUGAGGGAGAAGACAUGUCAACUUAUAGUUCAAACCAUCGUACCCGUUUAUCGCAGUUACAUGCAGAAUUACGGCCCCUUGGUCGAGCAAGACCCGAGUUCCAGUAAGUAUGUGAAGUACACCGUGCAGAAUCUGGAGAAAAUGUUACUGUCCCUAUUUCAGCCAAAGCCACUUAGGUACAGUAGUCUUAAAGUUAGGCAGACAAGUGGGAAAUUCAGCAAUGGCGCAGCAGAUCAUCGUCGUUCCAACUCCAUGGUUAUGUAACCAUCAAACCACCACCAUUUUUAUGCUGUCUAUAACUCCGGAAGAAUGCUGCAUACUCUUGGAUGGAUGACCGAGUUCGACCUCAUCCUGAAUUGCCCAACACCUCGACCAUGUUCGGACAAUCUCUCACUUCAUUUAUUGAAAAGGAGAAAACUUUUUCUGAAUGGCAUCAUUUCUGUUACUCUUCUCUGAAGAAUUACCGAAGGGGGUCGGAAUUUUCUCUAUAGCCUGCAAUGAGAGGAAUAAUGAGGAAUGAAAAUGUUGGCUCUGUAGCACAUGAAUGAAAUGCGGAUAUUCUGCCAAAGGCUUCGUGGGCUCAAUGAUGAAGAACAACUCAAGAGAAAUGAUAGAUGAUCAGGUUUGUAGAUGAUACUUAUAAGAUAGCUAUUUGUAUUCCAUUUCUCUUCACUCAUUGAUUCUGCAUAGGCAUGUGGGAAUUAGAAAUAGUGUAAUUUGUUAGUUUUUUUUUUUUUUUUUUGGUGUAAUUCUUUAAUAUUAAACAUAUCUAUGUAAUCCAAUCCAACUUCUUGCUCAUCAUAAUUUAGGGAGGAAGAAGAAAUUUGUUAUAAAGUACAAAUGGCAUCUACCCCAUUCAUGAAAUCCUGUUUCUGAUCCCUAA
Messenger RNA from Cucumis sativus (cucumber), 3246 nucleotides. Its product is annotated as exocyst complex component EXO70A1. Gene Ontology annotation, biological process: exocytosis. Lineage: Eukaryota; Viridiplantae; Streptophyta; Magnoliopsida; Cucurbitales; Cucurbitaceae. The transcript has a single exon. Gene Ontology annotation, molecular function: phosphatidylinositol-4,5-bisphosphate binding. Bases 579 to 2627 code for a protein of 682 amino acids. Gene Ontology annotation, cellular component: exocyst. The record is from RefSeq and is a predicted model, not a curated record.